AUGGGCUUAAAGAAAUCCGUCACUAAGUUCAUUCGAUGUCACUUGCAGUCAGUCAAGCGUAAUAAUGAGUUUAAUGUAUCUGAGGAUAAAAUAGCCCAUUUGCGUGCAGACAUUAAGGAAAAAAUGCAAGACCAGAGUUUUCGAAUUGAUAUGCAUUUUUGCUGGGUAGACAUGAACCAAAAUGAAAGGGAAAACUUUAGUGCACUCUUUAAAACACGCUAUUGGCCAUUAAUAGACCUAGAGGAGGAAUGGUGGAAAGAGUUUGACGAGCUUUGGGUGAGGUAUUGGGAGACUGGGUCUGGAUCAAAGCAGCUUAUGGCGAAAAAUGGCUGUUGUGCUAUAGAUAAUGCAUUGCAAAUUCGAUGCUAA
Messenger RNA from Trichoderma asperellum CBS 433.97, 369 nucleotides. The record is from RefSeq and is a predicted model, not a curated record. Lineage: Eukaryota; Fungi; Ascomycota; Sordariomycetes; Hypocreales; Hypocreaceae.